Molecule: messenger RNA, 2255 nt
Organism: Moneuplotes crassus
Lineage: Eukaryota; Ciliophora; Spirotrichea; Euplotida; Euplotidae
Source: the annotation of a GenBank genome assembly
AUGAAAGUUUCUGAGAAUUACAUUUUUAGACAAUGUGCAGCCCAAGACAGACAGGUUCUAAUCCUCGAAGGAAAAGAACAACAGAGCGAGAGUGCUGAGAGGAUUCAAGAGAGCAAAUAAGUUCAUCCUCAAGACCUAUUUGAAGAUCUGGAGUGGAUUUACUAAAUUUAUUCGAGCUCAAACUACCCAAAAGAAGUCAGUUGAUACUCUGAUUCUUGGAAAAUUCAAAAUGGACUCUAAGAUAGAUACAAAGAAUGUUGACUCAGAAGUUGCAGCAGAGUUUUGUACCUUCUAUUACCAGCCAUUUGUGAAAUUUAUGGAUGAUGCGGAGAUAACGCUGCAUGAAAAUGACUAUAAUCUCAACCCGUAUUCACAAGAAUUUACUGAGGUUGUUAAAAUGAACUUUAGCAGCAUCGCUCAGGUAUGUAAAUGUAAAGUAGAGACAGUAACCCAUGUGCUUAAUGAGUUCUUAAAGAGACUAGUUUCUAUAUGCAAGAAGUCUAAAAUUAACAAUCAGAUUAUUGUUUUGAAUAUGAAAAUUGGAUUUCUUAAAAUCCAUGAUCAGAAGAUCAGAUUCCUCAACCAUUCUGAAAUCAGGAAGCGAGGAAAGAACGAAACUUUUUCAAACCCUCGAGAAAGCUUGAAGGCAAUGAGCGAUGUUGUAUCAUCAUUUAUAGAAAGUCUCGCCUCACAAAGAGGAAUAUCGUUAAAAAGCAGUAAAGUUUCCUCCUGAACCAGUACACCAUCAGGAAAAUUUGGGAGAAAAGAUGACUCUUCCUUCAACAAAAGCCAGAUGAAUCGGUAUAUAAGUCCGAUUAUUGCAGGAAGACAGUCUGAGUUAACUGACAGAGAGUUAAAAUAGCAUUGAAAAUAUUGCAAGAGUUGCUGAGAAAUUUAGAGACAUCAAAUCCCAAACCAACAGACCUCUCUACGUAGAUGGAACUCCUAUAGAAGGAACGAGGUUCUCCAAAAGGAUGUUCUUCAAAAACAGACAGACUGAGAAAGAUGUCUUCAAGGAAAACCUCGACUUAAUUUCCAAGAAGGAUAAAGAUCAAAAGUUACAAACUAUAAUUGCUCGUGAAGAGUACAAUGUAGCAAGAAAAGAUCAUGAGGAUCAUAACAAUGAAGAAAGAAUGAAGGUUCUAAAGAAUAUGCCCACUCAACAAGAUAAUACUAAAUACAAUUUAAGGAAAGCAAAAAUGAGGUAUAUAAAAGAUAAAGAGACCCACAAGGCUAAGCAACUUGAAAGAUAUUCCUUCUUCCCAUUCACAGAGGGUGAAGGAGUUGAGGAAAGAAGAGCUAUGGAUAAAAUCAAAUUGACUAAGGAACUUCGAGAAGACAAGAAAUUCAAUCAACCAAAAACCGCAAGUGUAUCUCAAAGGAUUAGAUCGAGAGGCUCUGCUAACUCAUUUAAUCGUACAAAUGGGCUUAGCCCUCUGAGUAAAGUAAAUAUGGAGGACGUAAUCUCCAAUAAUGGUAAUCUAGGUAAUACUAACUUAUCAUUUAACCAAAAUGGCCAAAGAGAGCCCCCAGAUUCAUUCCUUACUAGCUAUCCAAAAUUCCUAGAACCACAUAAAUUUCACCCAUAUCGGAGGCUGAACGAUAGUCAUAUUGAAAAAGUAAUGAAUGAUGCUGUCCAGAGAGUUGAAGACCAGGUGCAAAACAUAAAGGAUCUUCGUGCCAAACGAUCUCAGGAUUUCAACGACCAAAUGAGAGUUAUUAUGAAAAGGGUUGAAAAAGAGCAUUUCCAGAAACAGAAAGAAGAGCAAACCCUGCAAGAAUACCACCAAGCCCAGAUAAGAACGAAAGAGGUAAUUAAGAAUUCUGAAGACAAGAAAGCUCAAGAGAACGCUUAUUAUGGACCUAAGAGUAAGGGAUAUAUUAACUACAACAAUGAAUUCAAGGAUGCCAAGAACAAGAGAGAAGCAGAGAUCCUCCUCAGGAACGAACAAAAGAGACAAAUAGAAGAGCAAAGGAGAGCUCUAAGCAUGUUCAAAUAUAAGGAAAGGCUCCAAGAUGUAGAAAAUCUCUGGGUAGCAGGAAAAAUGAUGAUGAAGGAAAACAAAGAAGCUGCACAGAAGAAUAAGCAAUCCAAGCAGAUGUAUAAAGAUCUAUGGAAGGAGCAGAUGAAGAUAAACAACAUCAAAGCUCUCCACUUAGACUUAUAAAUACCCAAAAUACUCUCUUUUGGUCCUGCCAAUAAUCAGGGUAGACAAGUAGCUUCUAGUAUUGAGGGUAAGGAGGAGACCGCUUUU